Messenger RNA from Mobula hypostoma (lesser devil ray), 834 nucleotides. RefSeq names its product gamma-crystallin S-1-like. Gene Ontology annotation, biological process: lens development in camera-type eye; visual perception. Gene Ontology annotation, molecular function: structural constituent of eye lens. The record is from RefSeq and is a predicted model, not a curated record. The coding region runs from base 1 to 834 and encodes 277 amino acids. The transcript is spliced from 5 exons. NCBI's taxonomy places the organism in Eukaryota, Metazoa, Chordata, Chondrichthyes, Myliobatiformes, Myliobatidae.
AUGGCAGCACAACCAGGUCCUAAAGAAGCUGGUGGAGAUCCUAGAAUCCUGCAGGAAGGACGCGAGAAGCAGCCUUUCCCCAGCGGGCCAACAACUUGUCUGAUUUGUUAUCAUUGGAUUCUGCCUGGGUUAGAAGGCAUCUGCUAUAACGAGAAGUCGGACACACUUGAGUUGUCAUCUCUGGAGUACCGAGGUGGAAACAACAGUAUGAGGAUUUACGAGAGGCCUAACUUUGCAGGACAGAUGAUGGAAUUCAUGGACGACUGUCCCUCUGUCUACGAUUGUUUCUGUUACCGCGACAUCCACUCUUGUCAGAUCAUCUUCUACGAGGACAGGAACUUCCAGGGUCGGCACUAUGAGUGCAGCUCCGACUGUGCCGACCUCUCCCCUUACUUCAGCCGCUGUAACUCCAUCCGUGUCGAGAGUGACUGGUGGGUGUUGUACGAGAGACCCAACUACAUGGGAUACCAGUAUGUCCUGAGCAGGGGAGAGUAUCCUGACUACCAGCGCUGGAUGGGAUUCAAUGACACAAUCAGGUCCUGUCGCAGCUACCCAUAUUACCGAGGUGGAAACUACAGGAUUAGGAUUUACGAGAGGCCUGACUUUGCAGGGCAAAUGAUGGAAUUCAUGGAUGACUGUCCCUCUGUCUACGAUUGUUUCCGUUACCGUGACAUCCACUCCUGUCAGGUGAUGGAUGGUUAUUGGAUCUUCUAUGAACAUCCCAACUACAGAGGCCGACAGUACUUCCUGAGACCCGGGGAAUACAGGAGAUACAGUGACUGGGGUGGCUACAACUCAAUGAUCGGGUCCUUCAGGCGCAUGAGGGACUUCUAA